Molecule: messenger RNA, 8447 nt
Organism: Closterium sp. NIES-65
Lineage: Eukaryota; Viridiplantae; Streptophyta; Zygnematophyceae; Desmidiales; Closteriaceae
Source: the annotation of a GenBank genome assembly
UAGCGGAUUCCGAGGAGCAAAAUGUCAGCACCGGGCUCAGUCCGAGCAGCAACGUUCUCGGGGAGUCCAACAAGGGGAACAUUCUUUCGGGCUCCAACGCUGGCGGUGCUGGCGUCGAUGCCGCGGGGAAGCAAGCGCGUCGCGCGCGAUUCUCGGAGAAAUUCGUCGAGGCGCGGACGCGCGAGUUAAUCGACGUGCUGGACAGCCUCCGCACCGCGGGAGAGGCGAAUCUCGAGUCUCUCGCGCUGAGCAACGAAAGCAUCCGGGAGGACGGCGUGGAUUGCGGCGACGACCGACAAUGGCGGUUGAAGGAGGAGGGGAAGGAGCACCGCGUGUUGUACCGCAAGGGUCCUGAGGGCACGCCACUGCACGAGAUCUGCCUCGAAGGAAUCAUCCACGGCCCGCUUGACACGUUGUUGGCUGUGGUGUGGGAAGUCCCGUUUUUCAAGGACUGGUGGCCUCAGUUCAGCGUGCCGCCCUUCAAGGUGCUAGAGUCCAAAUUUGCCCACCGCAUCGCACCGGGCCUAGAGCUCAGCUACCUGCAGUUCAAGUCACCAUGGCCCUUUGCCACGCGAGAGCUGCUCUUUUUCGCCUUCAUGGUUCACGACACAGCCACGGGCCUCUUUGUGGCCUCCGUGCACUCGCCACCAGACGACAUAUCACACAUGGACCCAGAGACAGCACCUCUGCACCCAUCCGCCAUGCCCGCUGUGGCGCCGGGCUGUGUGCGCAUGACUGUGGGCGGCGGCUUUGCAGGCCAGGACCUGGGGGGCGGCCGCUGCUACUUCCGCGGUGCGUGCACGCUGGACAUGAAGUUCGACCUCAUGCCCCCGUGGCUCAUCAACGCCACCACGCCUUCCCUUGUCGCCUCCCAUGCUACCCCCCUCUCCCCCCCUCCCCCCCACAGCGGAGCAUGCACGCUGGACAUGAAGUUCGACCUCAUGCCCCCGUGGCUCAUCAAUUUCGUUGCCCGGCAGCUAGCCGGCACUGGUUACCACCUGCUCUGUCACGAGGUAGACACAAUCGUCAAAGCCGCGGCCGCUGCUGCUACUGUGAACAAGUGUGAUAAGAAGAAGGGGCGCGGGGCGUUUCAACAGCUCUUAGCCUCUGAUCCGGCGAUUCUAUUUGUACGUGCGCGUGCAGCGGCAGCAGCAGCAGCAGAAGCGGGUCCUUCAGAUCCACAAGGCGAUGCCAAGCAUGAGAAACAUGUCACAAGCAUGACUGCUGCAACUGGGACGAAGAGAGAAGCCUUCAGUUGCUCACCUUCACAGCAGGAUGGUUUCCAAGAGGAGGUGGUGCUGGGUGAUGGGGAGACAGGGAACAAUGCACUCUCAAGCAGUUCUGUUGGGCCGGUCAAGUCUGCCGCUCGGCCUGUCACGGUUACAGGAGAGUCGGGUGGGAGUGACGAAGAUACUGCACUGGGAUGCUUAGACAAUGCCAUGGCGCUAGCAGAAGGCAUCGACCUACUCGAUCAGGCGCUCGAGGAGCCCACGUGGAAGGACCUCGAUAAAGUCACGGCUCUUAUAAGCAAGCAGCUGGACGUGAAAAAUGGGUCAGCAGCAGGAGCAGCGGGAGCAGGUGGAUCGAGCAACAGCGUGGCGGACUAUUGGGCAGCGGAGACCGUUAAGCUCUUGGAGGAUCUUAAGAGUGUCAGCGUGGAGGCUCUCGCUACUACCGAUCCUGCGGACCGCAAUGCGUGGAAGAUGUGCGAGGAGGGUCCGGAGCACCGCGCGAUGCUGCGCAAGGGCCCGGAAGGCACGGCGAUAAACGCGCUGUGCAUGGAGGGGCGCAUCGACAGCCCCGUGCACGCCGCCGUCGCCAUGACGCGCGACGCGGGGUUCUUCAAGGAGUGGUGGCCGCAGGGCGACAUGCCCGUCUACAGAAUCGUCGAGAACCGGUACCUCGCGCGCGUCGGCGACGGCUUCGAUAUCACUUAUAUGAAGUUCAAGGUGCCGUGGCCGUUCCCGUGGCAGGAGUUCGCGAUGAUCUUCUUUACCAUUUACGACUCGGACACGGGCGUUGCCACCACUGUCGUCCGCACGCUUCCAGAGGACAACAGCGAAAUCGACGCAUCCAUUCACGGGUUUUCCCGCGACAUGGCGCCGCCAGUCCCCUCGGGAAUGGUCCGCAUGGCCAUCAACGGCGGAUUCUCCAUCAAAGAUCUCGGCCGUUCACGCUGCCACUUCCGGUCGAUCUUCACCUGCGAUCUGAAGCUCCCGGCCAUGGUGGUUAACUUCGUUACCAAGGAGUUCGGAGGGGUGCUGUUCAAUUUGUUUAGGAAAGAGGUUGAGACGGACUUGGCAGAUGAGGGGCAAAAGGGGGUGGAGUUUAGGAAGGUUCUGAAGGAAGAGAAGCUGUAUGGCCGGAUUGAAGCGGCUAUGGACGAGUACCGGGCAAAGGCGGCCGGAGGAUUGGGGAUGGGUGAAAAUGGGUUGGGAGAGACGGGGGUGGAGGGAGAGGAAGGCGAGGAGGUGGAGGAGGAAAAGAAGGUGCUGGUGGCAACAGCGUCGUUUGUGGAAGGGGCUCCCACGGAGGCGCACAGGUCUGCCAUGGCAGCUGCAUCAGCAGCAGCAGCAACAGCAGCAGCGGCAAGAGUGACUCACACGAAUGGAGGGGAGGAGGAGGAGGAGGAGGAAGAGGUAUUCGAGGACGCAGAGGAUCAGCUGCUGGUUACCCUGGACGAUUCAGAACCUGCUUCGUACCCGCACCAGCAGAAGCACCCUCAUCCUCCCGUUCCUCCUGCGUACGCCCCGUUCUCAUCCCAAGACCCGGCUAUCGCCGCAGCCUUUGCUGCCGCAGCCGCGCUGGCAGGCGCAGGUGGGACUGGUGCAGGUGGUAACCCCGUGGCUGGGUCUGCUAGCUCCGGUGCUGCCGAGCCUGCUCUGACCCCGGACGUGCUCCAAGCCAUGGCAACCCUAGAGCAGGCGCUAGAGUCGCUGCGAGCCCGAACCUCUGCUGCGCUCUCUGCUGCUGCUCACGCCGGCGGACCAGGAGGAGGGAUGUUCCCAGGACAGUAUGGUCACGCCUAUCCUCCUCCCCCCCUCCCUGCCUAUGGUGCUGUGCCCGGGUAUGGGCCAGUGGUGGGGGGGAAGGGUGGGAGGUUUGUGGGUGCUCCUGUGGGGAAUCCUCCGCUGCUGCCGUAUUAUACCGCCCCGUUCCCGCCCAAUGAGAUGCAGCGGUUUGCCGGGCCGGUUCCUGUGGUUGGGAGGAUGGACGGGUAUGGAAGGGUUUCCGGGCGGCGAGCGAACGGAGCGAGAGGGGGAGGUGGGAGGUAUAAGGGCGAGGGAGGAGUGAUGGUUGCGCCUGGGAAGGGGGGAAUGGGGGGAAUGAGCGGAAGGGGAGGAGGAGAGGGGGGAGGAGGGGGGAAGAUGAGCCGGAAUGGGAAGCAGCAGCCUCCGUUCCAUCCCUCGCAGCAGCAGAUGAUGGUUUCGGGAAAAGCAGGUGCAGGAACAGGGAAGGUUGCUACAGCAGAAGCUCCUGCUACAGCCGCUGCUGCUCCUCCUGCUACAGGCUCAACCCUCUGGUCGGCAGCUUCAGCCCUGUUUGGGCUUGCCACGUGUUGCACUGCCACUGGCCUGAGAAACGCCGAGGCAGCAGGGUACAUUCUGCCUGAAGAGCUGCCGUCCGAGAGGUGGCGUGAUGAUGUUGAGGAUGACUAUAACGAGUAUGAUUCUGAGGAGGAUGAGGAUGAGGGGUAUUAUGAGGGGUACGGAGGUGGUAUAAAUGGUGUUCCUGGGGGUUAUGGAAAUGGAGGGUAUGGGAAUGGGGCGUAUGGCCCUGGUGCUUAUGGGGAUGGUGGUUAUGGAGGAAACAGUGGAGGUAGAUUAGUGGAUGAAAGGCAGGUGUGGAGAGGAAGAGCCAUGGUUGGAAGCGGAGGGGGGGGUGGCGGAGGCCGUGAGUGGCGCCCGCGGGGGGGCGGCGGCGGAGGCCGCGGACGUGGAGGCGGAAGGAGGGGUGGCGGGGGGGCGUAUGUAGGAGACAGUUGGGGGGAUGGCGCGGGGACAGGCAGAGGGGGAACAGGCGGAGGGGGAAGAGGCGGAAGGGGUGACGGGGACGCGUCAGGCUGGGGUGGCGGAGGGAGAGGGGGGCGGGGCGGAGGCGGCGGAAGGCAUGGGGGAGGGGAUCAGCGCGGCUGGUGGGGGGACGGCGGAGGCGGAAGGCACGGACGGGGAGGCGGGUUUGGCGGAAGAUGGGGCGGGGGGGGCGGACGAGGGGGAAGGAAUUAUCAGCAGCAGGCAGAGCAGCAGCAGGGGGAGCAGCAGGCGGAGCAGCAGCAGGGGGAGCAGCAAGCGGAGCAGCAGCAGGGGGAGCAGCAAGCGGAGCAGCAGCAGGGGGAGCAGCAAGCGGAGCAGCAGCAGGGGGAGCAGCAAGCGGAGCAGCAGGCUCAUCACUCAGCGCACGGGCAGCAAAUCCAACAAUCUCAGCUGGUUGACGGGCAGAAUUUGGAUGCGACGGGCAGUGCCGGAAUUUUAGGAUCUGCCCCACUUGCUCCCUCAGUGCCCCCUGGAUUUGAGAAGCGGACCAAUCUAGUAGAAUCAACAGCUGCUACAGUCGCUGCUACAUCUGCUACACCCCCUGCAGCAGCCGCUGUUACAGCUGCUACAGCUGGUUCGUCUGGCCUCGCAGUCCCUCCCGGUUUCGGGCCCUCCCCUUCCCAACCAUCCGCUUCCGCCUCUCCCGCUUUUCCGCCAGCUCCGGAGGAGGAGGAGGAGCCGUUUUUGUCGUAUCUGCCACAGGAUGAGAUUCUGGCAGGUGGAGUAAGCAGGAUGGGAGGUUUGGACGGAAGCUUGGAGGGAGGUUCGGAGGGAGGCUUGGUGGGAGGCUCGGCAGCAGGUCUGGCAGGGGUGGAUUCGGGCGAUACUCAAAAGAUGGUUGAUCGGACGGUGGAGAGGCUUCGAGAGAUGCUGAGAUUGCCAGCUAAGCAGUUCUGGAGAACAGUUGCCCGCUCGCCCUCACUCGUGGCCUUCCUCGACUCGUACCUCCGCUUCCGGUCCCGUUGUCGACUCAAAACUAGGCGCAAACCUCCUUCUCUUUUCCAUCUCCCUUCUUGUUCCCCCACACGCCCUCCAUCCACUCCACCCUCUCCGUCCUACCCAGACCUCCUUCUCUCCAUGCGUCUGUUCGAUGCGCCCAAGCUCAUGGACGUGGCUGCUGUCUUUAGAAUGACAAACUCUGUCUCUUUUCCAUCUGCCCUCCUUCUUCCCCUGCACUUCCCCCUUCCACCUCCACUCCACCCUCUCCGUCCUACCCAGACCUCCUUCUCUCCAUGCGCCUCUUUGAUGCACCCAAGCUCAUGGACGUGGCUGCUGCUGUCUUUGGGAAGGCCACCUGCCUCUCUUACCCUCUCUCCCCUCUUCUACAUCUCUCUCUCCCCUACCACCUCAACCCUCUCUUCCCUUCCCUCAGACCUCCUCCUCUCCAUGCGCCUCUUUGAUGCGCCCAAGCUCAUGGACGUGUGUCGGGUGCUGGUCUCUCAGCCUCUCUUCCGAGCUGAUCUCUCGUCUUCUCUACUUCAACUGCUGCGGGUGGUUGAAGAGAUGGUGACAAGGGCGUGUGGGCGGAUGGAGGAGCCAGCUUCUGCCUCUGAGAUUAUUGAAGCCCUCCAAUACCUCUGUGACUUCGCCUUCUCUCUCGACGCGCUGUUUGAUGCCUACCCGCCUGCCCCGCUACUCCUCCUGCAAGCAACCACAGCAACAACAACGAGAACAGCACCUACAAGGAAAUCGAAACAAGGCACAGCAGCAGCAGCAGCAGCAGCACCAGCAGCAAGUUCUCCUGUGCGGCUUCUCUCUGUGUUGGCUCAAAUUCGCGACUCAUUUCUCCCUCUGCUCCUCCUCCUCGCCUCCUCCAACUCCUCGUUAUCAGCAAAGCGAACACCGAUGCAGUCAGCAGCAACGGUGAAUGUUCAGGGGAAGAUUCUUCAAACGAAGCUGGAGGAAGUUGCGUGGAAGUAUCUCUGGGGCGCGUAUCUUGGAGGAAGGGGGUGUGCUCGUGCUGCUGCUGCUGCUGCUGCUGCUGCUGCUGUUGCUGGUGGUGGUGGUACUGGUGGUGAUAAUACUGCUGGUGGUGAUAGGACUAGCAGGAGCAGGGGUAGCAGAAAUAGAGGCAGCAACAGUGGUAGCAGCAGUGAUGGUUUGCCACCCUGCCCUGUGUGUGAUUGUGGAGUCAAGCCGGGCAGGGGAAAACAAUCUGGGUGCCCGUUGUGGGACGGGCUGCUUGGCCAGAAAAUGAAUUUCGGGCAGGUGCUGCUCGAAGAGAUUCUUGCGGUGCAUGGAGUGAGCUCGGGCAGCACGGGCAGCAAAGAUGUGGAUGGCGUGGCGUGGAUCCCUCUGCUUCGGGCAGUUGAUGCUUCUUUUGGUCUUCGGUCAGCAAUCUAUGAAGAGAAAAUGAAAGGCAAGCUUCCCCUCGACAACACACAGUUCGAUACAAUCUCCGACAUAAUCGGCCCUCCAAUCACCCUGCCACCACCCCUCACUUCUGUUUUCGUUUUGUUUUCUUCCGUCUUUCCUGCAGGCAAGCUUCCCCUGGAUAACACGCAGUUCGAUACGAUCUCGGACAUAAUAGGCCCUCCAAUCACCCUGCCACCACCCCUCACUUCCUCCUCCUCCUCUGACCCAUCCACUACCAGCAACACCACAGCAGCGAACCACCCCCCUUCAGCAGAAGACUUCCCCUCCCUCACUCCCUCCCUCUCUGCCUCCGCUGAUGCUGAGUCAGCAGCCCUCGAGCAAUCCAAGAUCUCGCUCGUGCGAGAUAUUUUCCCGGAUUUCGGGGAGGGCUUUGUGGGUGCGUGUUUGGAGGCGUAUGGGGGGGAUGCAGAGGCGGUGAUUCAGCAUGUACUGGAGGGGAGUUUACACCCGGAUUUAGCUAAGUUAGACACUCAGCUGAAGGUGAAGCCAGGGAAGGCUGGUGCGGGUGGUAAGGGGGAUGCUGCUGCUGCUUCUGGUGCUGUUGGUGCUGCUGGUGCUGUUAGUGCAGCUGGUGGUGGUGCUGCAAGUGGGGCAGCAGGUAAAGGAAAGGGCAAGGCAGUGGUUGCAGAGGGAGGAGAGGAGGACGAGGAGGAUGAGGAAGGGGGUGCAAGGGGGUGGGGAGGGGUUGUGGACCAGCAGAGAGAGGUGGAGAGGAAGCUGAGAGGAGAAGGGUCCAGUGCGGUUGGGGAGGGUGGGAGCUCGUGGGCAGGCAUUGCAAAAACUACCACCACACCCACUACAGCCCCUGCUACAGCCGCUGCUACAGCCGCUGCCUCUGCUGCUGCUCCUGCUGGUAGGUUCGUCCGGAGCAAGAGGGAGGAUGAGUCGGUGGAAGAGGAGGUUUGGAAGCGAGGUUCGGCAGCAGGCACGGGGAGCAGGAGGGAGCAGGAGGCAGUGAAGCGGUUUGUGUUUGAGUCGCAGUUUGAGUACGACGAUGAGUAUGACGACUCAUUUGAUGAGCUGGAAGGGUAUGACGUGGCAGGAGGUGCGGGGAGCAGUGAGGUUGAGGAGGUGGGGACGAGGUUUGCUGCACGCGCUGCUGCUGGUGGUGCUGGUGGUGCUGGUGGUGCUGCUGGUGCUGGUGGUGCUGUUGGUGCUGGUUUGAAGGGGCAGCAGGUGCAGCAGCAGGGGUUGGUGCAAGCACAAGCGCAGUCACAGUCACAGUCACAGCAAGCCCAAGCGCAGGCCCAGGCCCAAGGACCCCAGUUCUAUGUGAAAGACGGCAAGAACUACAGCUACAAGGUUAAGGGCUCCGUGGCCGUCGGAUCGGCGGCACAAGCGGCUGAGAUGAAGCGAAUCGAGGCGGGGCUGAUUCAUGGGCUGGGGGAAGGUGGUAACCGUGCAGCAUGGGGGGGAGCAGAGGAGGAGGAAGAGGUGGAGGAGGAGGAGGAGGAGGAGGAGGAGGAAGAGGGGGAGGGUGGGUCAGGCGGAGGGGGGUUAGGGGCGAGUGGUGGAGGGUUGGGAGGAGGAAGGGGAGGAAUUGGGCCAGGAGGUGGGGGGAGAGGUUGGAGAGGAGGGAGAGGAGGAAGAGGAGGAGGUGGGGGAGGGCGGGGAGGAGGGGGAAGGGGAGGGAGAGCUGGGAGGGGAGGGGGGAGGGGAGGGGGAAGUGGAAGAGGGUGGGGUGGUCAGGAAGGUUCUGGGAGCCGUGGUGAUGGUGCUGCUGCUGCUGCUGGCGGUGGCAGUGGCAGUAGUGGAGGGGGAGGAAGAGGACAGUCAUCUUCUGCAGGUGGAUCCAGGGGAGGUUCAUCUGGUGGCUCUGGGGGAGGUUCUUUCGCCAGGCCCACAGCCGCGUCUACCACUAGUUCUAAACAUGUGUCAUCUGGUGCUGCUGUUGGUGCCGCUGCUAGAGGUGCCGGUGGUGCUGCUGGCUCUGCUGCUGGCAGUGCAGGUGCAGGUGCUGGUGACAUGGGCAAGAAAGAACGGAAACCGUCUCAAAAAGCAGGCCCGGGUUAUGGUGGGUUUCGUGGGGGUCGUUAA